This is a messenger RNA of Rubroshorea leprosula, 1723 nucleotides long. NCBI's taxonomy places the organism in Eukaryota, Viridiplantae, Streptophyta, Magnoliopsida, Malvales, Dipterocarpaceae. The record is from the annotation of a GenBank genome assembly.
GAAAAAAUGAGGGGAAGAGAGAGAGUGAGACAGACGGAAAUGACGGGAGCGAGGACUCGAUGUACGGCACAGAGUUGGGAGUUUGCAGGCAACCGGCGACCAAAUCAGCGAACUUAUGACAAUGAAGCGAGAGGGAAGGGACAACGGAAGCAUGUUCCAUGGGGUUAUGACAAAAGCACUUACAAUCAGGCUACAACAUACUUCUUUACCAAUUUUCCUGAGGACUGGAACCACGCAGAGAUGUGGGAAACUUUUAAGAGAUUUGGCAGGUUAGAUCAAAUCAGGAUUAGGAACUGUAAGCUAUGGGUGAACAAGGCAAGAUUUAGCAAGGAAGAAUCAAGGAAGAAGCCAAUGCUGAAUGUUAACACGGCGAAGGUCAAACCUGGAAUGCUCUCAUAUGCUGAUGCGCUAACAGGAACAAGAGGCACCAAAUCCAAAUCAGAAGCAGGACAGUCAACCAGAACAAGAGCUGGAAAAGAGAAAAUCUGGAAGGAAAUGAGAAGAGAAGAUGGAACAGGGCUGGAGUUUAACACCAAAAAAGAGGACUGUGCCUGGAUAGAGGGUUGUUAUGUUGGAAUUGUGCACUCAAUAGAAGCAAUACCAAGUUUGCAAGAAAAAUUCUAUUUAGAAGACCAUUUCUCUAUCUCAGUUAAACCAAUGGGGGGCAAGAUGGUACUACUUUACAGUAGUGACAAGGACGAGCUAAAAAAUAUCGUGGAGUUUAACGAGAAAUGGUUGAACCAAUGGUUCAAGGAGCUCCGAUCGUGGAAUCCAGGCAUAAUAGCAAAUGAAAGGUUUGCAUGGAUGAGAUGUCAGGGUGUGCCUCUUGAAGCAUGGGGAGAAGAUUUCUUUGCAACCAUUGCUCAUAUAUGGGGAAAGUUUAUAUGCUUAGAUGACAGCACCAAUGGAAAGGAAAGACUAGACAUAGGAAGAUUUCUAAUUUCAACUCGUGCAAUGGAAACAAUCUCAAAGAAGCUUCAAAUCAAGGUUGAUGGCAGAAUAGAAAACUUGAAGAUCAAUGAAGAAGAAUCAGCCAAUGGAAUUUUUGGAAUGAAAACAAACUUCAUCCCUUGUUUUUCAUCUGAUUCAACGAUGGAUGAUGAAGUAUGGUCAUUGGGGUGCUCUGAUGAAAUGAUCAUGGAAGAUGUACCGCUUAAAGCCACACAGUACAAUGUUCUGCCAAAUGACAGCUUGCACAAAGAAGAUGAUGACGUGGCACGGAGGAACGAAGUAGGGGAAGAAACGGGGGAAGCUAACCAUGUGCAACUGAACUCAAAAGAAAUGGAGAACGAAAUAGGAAAGCUUGAAGACCAGAUGGACAAGGACCUCGGCAGGAGCUCAAAAAUUAAAAGAACCAAGAAAGCACGUUCAUGUGCAUCAGUGUACAGAGCAACCUCAAUCAUAAGCUUGGCAUUUGGAAAGAAAGGGAAGAACAGGAGGAACCAAAGAAAUCCAGGCCAGAUGAGAAUUGUUCCAACCUUCCAUGCCAACAAAGACAAUAGUGUAGCAGGACAAUCAAUUAGAGACAGCGGCAUCGCUAACUGCAACAGAGACAGAUCGACGCAAGUCGCACCAGACGAGGCAUUGAGAACCUAGGAAUUUGCCAAGAAUAUAGGGGUUGUGGCUGCGGGAAAUGAACAGGAGAUACUGCAACAGUUAGAGAAGAUGGAGCAGUGAGACAAAGAAGGAUGGAAAUCAGUUUCAAUCAAGGAAUUGACAUGCA